CGACGGGAUCUGCAGUCAGCCUUGGCCGUUCUUCCUUUCAUUCCCGUAAUCCGUCUGCGUAGGGUGUGCUCCGGAGCUAGUCUCGGCACACAUUUUAAUAUUAUGAAACAAACCAAAAGCUAGAGAGCACACGCAGACAUAUUUUUAUAAGAAAAAAAAAAUCGGUGAAGCAGGAUUUGAUUUGCCAACCCAAGCAAAAGCUAAAGAAGACGCUGCCCUCGAAAAGAACGAAAGACGGAACGAGAGGAACGUUAGCAAGAUAAGCAACUAGCAUCAUUGUCGAAGCGUGGGCAGUUGACCUUAAACCGUUGAUUAUAAAGGAGUUUGUCUUUCAUACUAUUAUUUGAUAGACAAAUUUUCUAACUUUGACAACAGUCUGACCAUACAAUUUACUGUGAACGAGCUGACAUUUCUAAAUAGUGAAUUCCGUGAGCCAUAUCGUUAAGGCCACGCUCCGACAUUUUGCUAAUUAAGCCAAGUAGCCCACGUUAGCCGCUGAGACCCUUAUUAUCCGCAUUCUCGUUGAUUCUAUCAAGGAAAUAUCGAAAACACGACUCGUAUUUUGACUGCCGCUACGAAACCCUAAGAUUAUCCAACUUUUUACCGGAGCGACUGAAGAAAAAAAUCGACGUCAACCAUGAAUCCUAGCGCACCUAGCUACCCAAUGGCCUCCCUCUACGUCGGGGAUCUGCACCCAGACGUGACCGAGGCCAUGCUGUACGAGAAAUUCAGCCCGGCCGGACCCAUCCUCUCCAUCAGAGUGUGUAGGGACAUGAUCACCCGCCGUUCUCUUGGCUAUGCCUACGUGAACUUCCAGCAGCCCGCUGACGCUGAGCGAGCCCUGGAUACCAUGAACUUUGAUGUCAUCAAGGGAAGGCCUCUUCGCAUCAUGUGGUCCCAACGUGACCCAUCCCUGAGGAAAAGUGGAGUGGGAAACAUCUUCAUCAAGAACCUGGACAAAUCCAUUGAUAACAAAGCCCUUUACGACACAUUUUCAGCUUUUGGAAACAUCCUGUCUUGCAAGGUGGUUUGCGAUGAAAAUGGCUCAAAGGGUUACGGCUUUGUGCAUUUUGAGACCCAUGAGGCUGCUGAGCGUGCCAUUGAGAAAAUGAAUGGCAUGUUGCUCAAUGACAGAAAAGUAUUUGUGGGCCGUUUCAAGUCACGCAAAGAGAGGGAAGCAGAGCUUGGGGCGCGUGCUCGAGAGUUUACCAAUGUUUACAUCAAGAACUUUGGAGAGGACAUGGAUGAUGAGAAGCUGAAGGAGCUGUUUGGCAAUUAUGGGCCCGCGCUCAGCGUCAGGGUGAUGACUGAUGAUACCGGCAAAUCAAAGGGAUUUGGUUUUGUCAGCUUUGAAAGACAUGAGGAUGCACAGAAGGCUGUUGAUGACAUGAAUGGUAAAGAACUGAAUGGAAGGCAGGUUUAUGUUGGCCGUGCACAGAAGAAAGGAGAGCGUCAGAAUGAGCUGAAGCGCAAAUUUGAGCAGAUGAAACAGGAUCGCAUGACCAGAUAUCAGGGUGUCAAUCUGUACGUUAAGAACUUGGAUGAUGGUCUUGAUGAUGAGCGUCUGCGCAAAGAAUUCUCUCCAUUUGGAACCAUAACAAGUGCAAAGGUCAUGAUGGAAGGUGGUCGCAGUAAAGGCUUUGGCUUUGUGUGCUUCUCCUCACCUGAAGAAGCCACUAAAGCUGUAACUGAGAUGAACGGCCGGAUUGUGGCUACAAAGCCGCUGUACGUGGCUCUGGCUCAACGGAAGGAGGAGCGUCAAGCUCACCUCACCAACCAGUAUAUGCAGAGGAUGGCUACUGUCCGGGCUGUGCCCAACCCGGUCCUCAACCCCUACCAGCCUGCUCCGCCUUCCGGGUAUUUCAUGGCUGCCAUCCCUCAGGCCCAGAACCGUGCAGCGUAUUACUCUGCCAACCAGCUGGCUCAGCUUCGUCCCAGCCCACGCUGGGCCACACAGGGAGUGCGUCCUCAGCAUUUCCAAAACAUACAGAAUGCCAUGCGUCCAUCAGCACCUCGACCCCAGACCUUUAACGCCAUCCGUGCGAGUACCGCCACCAACACCCAGGUCCCGCGCAUGAUGGCAUCUCAGCGUAUGCCCACCCAGGCGCUCAGCCAGCGCCCUGCUGCUGCUUCAGCCACAACCGCCCCAGUCCGUGCCAUGCCCCAAUACAAAUAUGCUCCUGGGGUGCGUAACCCCCAGCAACAUAUGGCCUCUCAGCAACAGGUCCCCAUGCCACAGCCUGCAGUCCAUGUCCAAGGCCAGGAGCCCCUGACGGCCUCUAUGCUGGCUGCUGCUCCCCCCCAAGAACAAAAGCAGAUGCUGGGUGAGCGCCUGUUCCCCCUGAUUCAGAACAUGCACCCCAGCCUGGCAGGCAAGAUCACCGGUAUGCUUCUGGAGAUCGACAACUCUGAGCUGCUCCACAUGCUGGAGUCUCCAGAGUCCCUGCGCUCCAAGGUGGAUGAGGCUGUUGCUGUGCUUCAAGCCCACCAGGCUAAAGAGGCCGCUCAGAAGUCCACCACUCCUGCUGGUGUUCCCAGCGUCUAAGAUUGAGCAUUUUGAAACCUGCUUCACCGAUGAAAAAGAGAAAAAAAACUUAAACAUCGAAAAACCUAAAACACAGAAAACAUCGCAAAAUGAUAAAUUAUUUCUUUAAAAAAAAAAACAAUUGACUUUGCCAGGUCUAGAGAUGGUUUGACUAGACCUUGAUCAUACAUAAAAAUUUGUUGAAAAAAAUAGCAAAAUAGAGAAAAAAAUUGAUACAUUUAAAAACAUUCUUCUGUUUUAUGUCAUUUUACUGUCAGUGCUCAGAAUAUCAGCCAUGUUGAGGAUGAUUGGAGCUGAGCGAUUUGGAAGGUGAUUUGUAAUGUAAACUACUGGAUCUAAUAAAUUGUCGUUCAAACAUU
This is a messenger RNA of Oryzias latipes (Japanese medaka), 2904 nucleotides long. RefSeq names its product poly(A) binding protein, cytoplasmic 1a (gene pabpc1a). The record is from RefSeq and is a predicted model, not a curated record. Gene Ontology annotation, molecular function: RNA binding. NCBI's taxonomy places the organism in Eukaryota, Metazoa, Chordata, Actinopteri, Beloniformes, Adrianichthyidae.